Molecule: messenger RNA, 444 nt
Organism: Peromyscus maniculatus bairdii (prairie deer mouse)
Lineage: Eukaryota; Metazoa; Chordata; Mammalia; Rodentia; Cricetidae
Source: RefSeq, a predicted model, not a curated record
AUGCUUUCAGUGGUGGCACAGGGCACCCUGGGGGUGUCCAGAGCUGUCAUCCAUAUUGACGAGCAGAGCAGGAAGGAGAAUUUCAAGCUUCUGGUAGAAGGUGACAACCUUUGGGCAGUCAUGGUCACCAAUAGUGUGAAAGGCACUCAGAUGACUUCCAAUAACACCUAUGAGGUGGAGAAUUCUCUGGGCAUUGAGGCUGCCCUGACAACCAUCAUCAACAAGAUCCAGUACACGAUGGUCAACCAUGGCAUGAACAUCAACAGGAGGCACAUGAUGCUGCUCUCCGACCUGAUGACCUACAAUGUGCCAAAUACUUGGUAUGAAGAUCUGAAGAUGGAGCAUGAGGAGGUCAUGACUGACCUACAGAGAUUGCAGAAUGAGAAUAAGGAGGCUUCAGAGAAGGUGGAUGAGCUUGCCAACCUGACAGUCUUCUAUCGGUAA